Linum trigynum is the source of this 3068-nucleotide messenger RNA. The record is from the annotation of a GenBank genome assembly. NCBI's taxonomy places the organism in Eukaryota, Viridiplantae, Streptophyta, Magnoliopsida, Malpighiales, Linaceae.
CUAUAAGAACUCUCAAAGAAUGGGCGUCAGCAUGUUCAUAGAAUUUUCAGCUGGGCAUUUCGACGAACAGACAGCUUGCCUCAGUGCCGACUGCCGAGUGAUAUGGGUUUCGCAGACUUACCCGUAACAACGAGAUUCAAUCAAUGGCGAGGAUUCGAUCCUCUUCCGCGAAGGCUCCCUGUGUUUACCUGAGGAAACAUCGGAAGUGGCCGCAUUCUCCUUACAAGACCCAAUGGCACCAAACUUUCAAUCAGGUGCUGGCAAUGAAGUCUCUGAAAGAAGCGGCGGCGGGGGCAACGUCGCAGCGCCGGCGGGAAGAAGAUCCCAGCAAAACGGGUCUUCUUUCUCCUCUGGUGAACUCCUUUAGCAUCUACAACUGCCACCCAACUCCUCAAGCAUAUCACUUCGUAUUUAAAACGCUGGCAAAAACCUCCCAGCUUCACGAUAUCCCUCGAGUUCUCGACCACCUGGAAACCGUCGAGCAAUUCGAAACUCCAGAGUUCAUCCUCGCCGAUCUAAUCAAAAUUUACUGCAACGCGCGCGAGAUGGAGAAAGCUGUGGAUCUCUUCUCCAGAAUACCCAAGUUCAGAAUCAAGAGAGUUGCCCACGCAAUCGAGGUAUUCCACCGCAUGAUCGAUGAUGGGUUCAUUGUGGAGGCAGAGAUUUGCUCUUUUUUGCUCUCAUCCCUUUGCGAGCAAACAGAUAUUUCCAGCGCCGAUGUAAUUGGGUUUUUCGGACAACUAAGGAAAUUAGGGUUUGUACCUGGAUUGAUCGAUUACGCCAACUUGAUGAGAUUUUUGGUGAAAGGAGGAUACGGUAAUGAUGCGGUAGAUGUUCUGGAUCAGAUGAAAUCAGAUGGAAUCAAGCCGGAUAUAGUCUGCUACAACUUGGUUCUGAAAGGGUCCGUGGACAGCCGAGAUUUUGCAUUAGCAGAUAAGGUGUUCGACGAAUUGCUCCUGUACGGUUUGGUCCCCGACAUUCGGACAUACAACGUUUACAUAGAUGGGUUGUGCAAGCAAGGAAAGAUGGAAGUUGGGCGCAAGAUGGUUGCAUCGAUGCAGGAGUUGGGAUGCAAGCCUGAUGUGGCCACUUUCAAUACUUUGCUGGCUGCACUGAGCAAGAUUGGAAACAUGGAAGGCGCAAGGGAGCUUACAAGGGAGAUGGGUAGGAACGGAAUUGGGAAAGAUAUGCAGACAUAUGAGAUGCUGAUCAAGCUGUUCACCAGCCGUGGCGAAGUUCUGGAAGCAUGUGGUUUGGUGGAGGAACUGUUGCAUAAACGGUUAGAUGGGUUUAAUGAUGGUGUGGCUGGGAAUUUGAUUUGUAGGUUGUGCAGAAGUGGAUUGACCGAUAAAGCAGUGGAGUUAAUCGUUCAUAUGGCGGAGAGGAAUGUCUGUCCUGGUUUUGGAGCUUGGGAAGCAGUCCUCUUUAGCUGGGGAUCCAAACUGGAUUUUCCCGAAACUGCAUUCAUGGGUUUGGUGGACAGUGUACAGAUUGAAUGAAUAAAUGGUUGAAAGGUUUGUUGUUGCAUGAGCUGAACUCUCAAUUGGGCACUGGGCAGUGUAACUCUUUGUAUCUGUAUCACGGAUCCUUAUGCCAUGAUUACAGUUCACAAACCCUAAAUGUAUUAAUUAAUCCCCCCAUUAUAUCUGGUCAGGUGUAGCUCUCUUUCGGAGCAAGAGGUCAAAAUUUUGGUAGAUAGGGAUCGCAUCAAAACUUCUUUUGAUUAAUGGACCAGACCUAGUUAUUUUCAAGAAUAAUGGCUAAAGGACCUGAUACUACUACCUAGAUUCGGAACUUACAUGCUGAUGCUCACGAUUUCGAUGGCCAUACCGGCUUUGGGUUAUCACUGUAUAUCCCCAUGGUUCUCAUUCUCUAUUAUCUAUAGGGAAGUAUAAAGGUGCGCUGGAUAUAUAGUUAUAUACACUAGUCUGUAGGUCCUGUGAGCACUUGAGAUUUGUCAUUUGUGGACAGCUUGAUUAGGGUAGGGUUUUGUGCAUCUGCGUUUUGCCAUUGUGUUGGAGACCAAAAGUUACUGUAGGUUUGGAAAGGAAAAGAAAGCGAGAAUGCUUUCAUUAUUGAAUUGCUAGCCUGUCAAGUUUCAACUCAAAUGGAGGCUACCUACCACACAGAAUCAAUCACUUGACGUGACACCACUUGCGAACAACAACCAUUACUCUUCGUGAUGAUUACAUAUAGACAUAACAGCUAAAAUCACUCUCCACUGCUCCUGAUCAGUCCUCAUCAAAGCAACCUACAAGCAGUAUUUGUGUAGUUCACAUUUGGAUUUGAUUUUCUUACAAGCAAAACCGUUCUUGGUGUCGGUAGUUUGGUCCACUCACAGCUUAGAUCGAAAGCACAGCAAAUAUGUACAGCUGAAUAUACUGUGGAAUGAAUACUGUGAACUAACAUGUUAUCGGUUGAAAAUUCUUGUCUAAAUCCUCUAAAUGAGGUGAUUCUCGUUACACUAUAUUGCUCUAGAGAAUCUUUUAUGGACAGUUACAGAAUUAUACUAUCUAGAAAUCUACAAUUACAUACAAUUGCAAAGAACUUGUCGCAUAGGUUCGUCCAAGAGUUAAUGGAAUAAUGAGGAUGAUCGUUAAGUAAUUGUUUUGCCGCUCUAUUAAGAGCAAGCAAAAAGAGUAUCAACUGGAUCGCCUCUGGGGGUAUUCCAUUGAUCUUUAUUCAGUCACUAAGCUCAUGGAACGACUUCACAUAGGUGUGGGCAUCUUCAUUCUUCUUUCCAUGAAAUUGUAUAGAAUUUUGGAUAAUGGAAAUCACAUAAGUGUUGAUUUAUAAAUUGUUGUUUGAGUCAGAUAGUCCUCUCAAUCUCGGUAUCAAGCGGUACAAGAUUAUCUAUACUUUUCCUUCGCAUAAAAGAAGGCUACACACAAAAACUUGCAACCCCGUGACAAAUACAAUGGUAUAACACAAAAUAAAUUACUACUACCCGUUAUAAACAAAAUCUAAAAAAGGCAGAUAAGUUGAGACUUAAUUAACAAUCUAACUUAAUUCCAGCUAGUUAUUAGUGAUUUUCUCGACCAAGGCGCCAAAAAAUUGAUUUUCCUUAC